AUGCGUUUCUCCACCGCUCUCUUUGCUCUCCCCGCCUUCGCCGCCUCGGUCCUUGCCCAGACUCAGGACCACCAGGUCAUGGUCGGCCAGUCUGGCUUGAGCUUCACGCCCUCGUCCGUCACUGCGGCUGCCGGUGACACCGUCACGUUCGUCUUCUUCCCGAAGAACCACACCGUCACCCAGUCGACCUUCGCCGCACCCUGCACGAAGAUGGCUGGUGGCAUUGCCUCGGGCUUCCAGCCCGUGACUGCCGACCAGACCUCGGUGCCGGCGAUGACGAUCACCGUGAACGACACGACCCCGCUCUGGUUCUACUGCGGCCAGCAGUCCCCCGUCUCGCACUGCGGUAUGGGCAUGGUGUUCGCUGUCAACCCCACCGCUGAGAAGUCGUUCGAGUCCUUCCAGACUGCUGCCAACGCGACGCUCGCCGCAACCAGCUCCACCAACACCACGACCUCUGGCACGACCGCCAGCUCCGGCACUGCUGCCGCUGGUGCGUCGGGUACCGCCUCGGCCGGUGUUGCCGCUGCGUCCCCGAGCGCGUCCACCACCUCGACGACGGGCGCCAACGCGUCCGGCGCGAUGUCCCUUGGCGCGCACGCCGGUGCGAUCCUCGCCACCGUCGGCCUCGCGUUCGGCAUGCUUCUCUAA
Messenger RNA from Peniophora sp. CBMAI 1063, 651 nucleotides. NCBI's taxonomy places the organism in Eukaryota, Fungi, Basidiomycota, Agaricomycetes, Russulales, Peniophoraceae. The record is from the annotation of a GenBank genome assembly.